AUGACGAGAACAACAGCGGAAGCAGCAUCUCCAUCCUCAGAGAAAGCACCAGGCCCAACGAAGCAGCUAUGCAACUGGAUACCUUCAAUAUCGCUCGACCAGGUCCCUGAUGAAGUGCAAACACGAGCCAAACAUAUUCUUCUGGACGGUAUUGCAACGCUUCUGGUCGGAGCGCAUCUUCCAUGGUCUGAAACCGCCGUGCGCACAGUCUUCUCAUUCGAGCCACCAGGAUCUGGGGCAUGCAAUGUGUUCGGAUGGGGCUCGGAGACGAAAAUCACGCCGCUACAAGCAGCGCUUCUCAAUUCGACAUUCAUCCAAGGCUUCGAGCUUGAUGACUGGCACUCGGAGGCGCCGUUGCACAGCAAUUCAUUGCUCAUUCCAUCACUUCUGGCUGUGGCACAGCACGAGGCCUCUGUGUCAAGCAACAGCGGUGGACGACACAUCACUUCCGGCAAGGACCUCCUACUUGCAGCCAUAGUCGGGUAUGAAAUUGGUCCACGAGUCGGCCUUGCGCUCUACGGACCAAACAUAUUAUCAACAGGCUGGCACUCAGGCACUGUGUUCGGACCACCCGCCGUGGCUGGUGCGGUGUCGAAGUUGCUUGGGUUGAACCCAGCUCAGAUCGAAGACGCAAUGGGCACCGCGUGCACACAAGCUUGCGGCCUCAUGUCAGCACAGUUCGGAAGCGACGCCAAACGAAUGCAGCACGGGUUCGCGGCACGAAAUGGACUGAUGGGUGCCCUGCUUGCACGAGGUGGCUACAGCGGGAUCAAAAAUGUCUUCGAGGAGCCAUAUGGUGGCUUUCUGGAACAGUUCAGCAAAGGCAACGGCAAGACACCCAGCUUCUUACCUGACGAGAUCGUUAAGAACCUGGAAGUGGACUGGAAGACGAAAGGCGUUAACAUGAAGCCAUAUGCUUCAAUGGCGGCGACUCACCCAACUGUGGACUGCGUACGGAUCUUGCAAGAGCGGCACUCAGAGCGGUUCAAGGACAGCAAUCUGGACGAAAUUAAAAGCAUCACACUCGAGAUGGGCUCAGACGCUUUUCAUCACGGCGGAUUCCAGGCGACUCGUCCAACGACGGCGGUUGGAGCUCAGAUGGCGUGUAUGUAUGUUGCUGCUACUCAAUUGGUCGAUCGCCAAGUUCUGCCACCACAAUUUGCGAAGCAGUCGCUUGACCGCAACGAGAUCUGGUCCCUAGUUGAUAAGACAAGAUGCGUACAGAAUGAUAACCUGGGCGACGGCAAAUUCGCGCAACGAAUGACAGUGGAGUUUGCUGAUGGGGAGACCGCGACUGCAGAGGUCCAAAAUGCCCGCGGCGUUGACCCUGAGCUGUCGAAUGAGGAAGUAGUGACCAAGUGGAGGGACCUAACAAAAGAUAUACUCGACGAGGAGAGGCGGAAGAAGAUCGAGGAGCUCGUGCUCGGGCUCGAAACUUGUGAGGAUGUUGAUGCACUUAUCGAGCUGUUGACUCCUGUUGUGCCGUCAGUGCUGGCUUGA
This is a messenger RNA of Cyphellophora attinorum, 1500 nucleotides long. Its product is annotated as Cis-aconitate decarboxylase. Bases 1 to 1500 code for a protein of 499 amino acids. The record is from RefSeq and is a predicted model, not a curated record. Gene Ontology annotation, molecular function: lyase activity. The transcript has 2 exons. Lineage: Eukaryota; Fungi; Ascomycota; Eurotiomycetes; Chaetothyriales; Cyphellophoraceae.